Cinara cedri is the source of this 606-nucleotide messenger RNA. The record is from the annotation of a GenBank genome assembly. Lineage: Eukaryota; Metazoa; Arthropoda; Insecta; Hemiptera; Aphididae.
AUGGAUAGUGAAAUAUCAAAUCUUUUGCAUAACAAUACUACUUCUCAUGGUAGAACUGAUGUAACCAUAAAGCAUAGUCUAGAUCAUGGUAGGCUAGAUGUGAUAAUGAACAGUAUUAAAGAUGCUGUGUAUAACUUCAAGCAUACUUUUAAUACCUCUGAUCAUGAUAGAAAAAUUGAUGUUUAUAUUUUUAACAACCUGAAUGAUUAUCAAGGGUAUUUAAAAAAUAUGGGAAGAGCAAUAGAUAAUGGUGUUGUUAGUUAUACAGCAAUGAAUAACUUCGACGCUAAUAAUCAUGCUGAUGUAGGUGGUAAUGGUGCUGAUGUAUAUGUCUACCUUAAUUCUGAGGGAAAUGUGAAUCAAGACACACUAGAGCGUGAAAUUGGGCAUGCAAUGCAAUUAACUAAUCUUGGUUUAAGCUAUAUUUUGCCUACAGCAGUGCGUGAAGGUAUGGCAAGCUAUAUUGCUGGAUUAGAAAAUGGCAAUCAUAUAAACGAUCAUAAAGAUAUUAAUACUCUUUCCAAAAUAAAAAGCAAAAAUCUGAAGGCAGAUGAAAUACUACAUGAUGGCUAUUAUGGGCAAAAUUGUUAUUCAGAAAUAGAGCAG